Thermothelomyces thermophilus ATCC 42464 is the source of this 654-nucleotide messenger RNA. RefSeq lists its product as uncharacterized. Lineage: Eukaryota; Fungi; Ascomycota; Sordariomycetes; Sordariales; Chaetomiaceae. The transcript has 3 exons. Bases 1 to 654 code for a protein of 217 amino acids. The record is from RefSeq and is a predicted model, not a curated record.
AUGCCGAUAGAGAAACGGAAGUCGCAUUCUGCACGUUACCGUGCUUCCCUUGCUCAGAACAUCGCUGAGAACGGUUUUGUCGUUAUGCCUUGCUCUUGGUGCGCGUCGCAAGGCCUCGUUUGCAAAAUGAUCGCGCGUACGAAGCGUUGCGAAGCCUGCGUUCGUCGAGGUCGUUCUUGCGAUGGCUCUGGCAUACCGCUUUCUUCCUUGGAUCGCAUUCUCCAGGAGCAGCGUCGUAUCAAGGAUGCUGAACGUCGUGCCGAACUUGAGCUGGAUGAAUCUCAACGCCGUCUGGAAGAAGCCCAGCGCGAGUUGUCCGAAAAGCUUGCGCGGCUCCGGCGUCUUCGUCAGCAGAAGGAGUUUUUGGUGGAGAAAGGUGCCGACAUGGUGGCGCGUGGUCUGUCGACCUUGGACGAGUUGGAGGAGGUUGAGCGGCAAGAGACGCCUGCUAUGCCCUCGUCACAGAUUAAUGAUGCCGUCGAUGCUGUCGACUGGGGCGCCGUCUUUGGUUCUGUCCCGGGUUUUCCUUUGGUCGAUCCGGAUUCUGCCGGUGGAACUGUUCCAAAUUUCUUCGACGUCCCAUUCUUCCUCUUCGUCCUCUGCUUCGAUGUGCGUGGCAACCUUGGCGUUCUUUGGUGCUGGUUCGAGAAGUGA